Pecten maximus is the source of this 1726-nucleotide messenger RNA. RefSeq lists its product as uncharacterized. The transcript is spliced from 2 exons. NCBI's taxonomy places the organism in Eukaryota, Metazoa, Mollusca, Bivalvia, Pectinida, Pectinidae. The record is from RefSeq and is a predicted model, not a curated record. The coding region runs from base 166 to 1401 and encodes 411 amino acids.
ACAUGUAAAUAUUUUCAGUUUCAGUUUCUUGACUACUAUAAUAAGAUGUAAUUGUAUAGUGUGGUCAGUGUAAUGUUUGGGUCUAGUAGCUCCGGACUGUAUCCAGGUGCAUGAAUACCUUGUUUACCGAGAUAAAGAUUUCUGUUACAACUGGAAAACAACAUAAUGGCACACAAUGGCUGUUGUCAUCUGACAGCUUUGCUGUUCACCACCUUCGUCAAUAUUUUUGAUUUGAUCACUGAUUGGUCAUUUUACAUUGGAGAGGUGUCAAUCAAAGACGGCUUGGUGUUCGGUCCUUACGAACCUAACAUUGUCACCACUAUGUUAGUGUUCUGUGUGAUAGCCAGUGUGACGUGUGUGUUAGAAGUCGCUCUAGACUACCUCAACUACAACAAGAAGAGUAAGACAGUGGAACUUGUAGUGGAUAUUCUUGCUGUUACAACACUACUGAUUGAGGACUUACCUCUCAUUGGUAUCAACCUUCAUAUAGCCCUGUGUAGAGAAGAGGCGACCAAUGUCAUACAGAUAGCUAAGGCUUCAACAGCUAUAUUUGAAGCUUUAGUGAAGCUAUGCAUUAUGGGUAUUCAUUUUUUGAGAAACAAAUGUAAAAAAACAAAUAAAAUUAAAAAAGCAAAAAAGUUGAGAAAAGCAUUAAAGAUUUGCAUAGUAUUUCUGCUUGCCAUCAAUCUGAUCCUAUCGAUCAUAGUCUUCUCUAUCACCAUAAACUUCCAGAAGUCUCACAUUGAGUUUGACAGUCCGGGUCUAGACACGGAGGUGUCCAAUCGUUACCUCCAAGGUGUUGGUGUCUUUAUGAGGCUCCCUAACAUACCAAACAUGGCAGAAAACCAGUGGAUGAUGUUGACAGAUCUUAAAAAUAUUACUCUUCUAUCGUCACCAACGUACGGCAUGUUUCUCAGUGUCCUGAUUACUACAGCACCAUCCCAGUAUAUUCGGGUGAGGAAACAUUUCCCUGGGCCACCAGAGUCUAUAUCAUGUUACAAGAGACAGUCAACAUCCAUGAUUCUUUGUCCUCCAAAUAGCUGUUCCAACCUUACAUCCAGUGCUAACACUACGACUGUGUCCUUACGUUUUACUUACAUUCGACCAAGCAACUUCCAGCCAAUGGGAGAUAUUCACUACAACACUGAGCUUCGUCAGGAAUUCCAUCAAAUUUUGACUAAUGAAACCGUUUUAUUGAAAUAUUUCAAGGUCAGGCCUGAAGUGAAGGGUGACCUUGCCCUGACGACUACAGACAAAGGAGGCCAGUAUCGGUUCUACAAUGAAGAUAGCGACCUGUUGUCAACACAUGAAGUGUGGACGACUGGCACUUUAAAUUGUGGAAACACUGGUCGAGAAUCCCCCAAACUAGACACAGACCUUUUUGUGAGAUGUGUGUUUUGAUACUGUAGUUGUUAUUGGUUUGUAUUGAAACAAUUCAGGUACAUUAUGGUGAUUUUUAGGUCAUUAACAGGAUUCUGCAAUCAUUAUACAGAACAUUAUACAGAAUAACACAAAAUAUUGUAACUAUUCAGAUAAAGCCACCUUAUAGAUGGGGGACAGCUAGGACAGGAGUUCUGACAGACAAUGUUCUACUGUUAAUCUGUAUAGAUGGGGGACAGCUAGGACAGGAUUUCUGACAGACGAUGUUCUACUGUUAAUCUGUAUAGAUGGGGGACAGCUAGGACAGGAUUUCUGACAGACAAUGUUCUACUGUUAAUCUGUAUAG